Molecule: messenger RNA, 3488 nt
Organism: Cyprinus carpio (common carp)
Lineage: Eukaryota; Metazoa; Chordata; Actinopteri; Cypriniformes; Cyprinidae
Product: sideroflexin-1-like
Exons: 11
Coding region: 170-1048 (292 amino acids)
Biological process (GO): monoatomic ion transport; serine import into mitochondrion
Cellular component (GO): mitochondrial inner membrane
Molecular function (GO): monoatomic ion transmembrane transporter activity
Source: RefSeq, a predicted model, not a curated record
UGCGCGUUCAUCAUUUCAACCCCCUUCACUCAGAUUUUCAAGAGAAGACCGGAAGUGCGUUCAAUCCUGUCAUCACGCAGAGGAAAGCAGUCUGCACUGAGGUCAUCUGCUUCAAGGUGUACCUGAACACUAACGUUACCUGUGGCGUUUUAGCAAGAAAUCGAAUAGGAUGUCUGGAGAUUUGCCUCUGAAUAUCAACAUUAAAGAACCACGAUGGGACCAGGGCACGUUUAUGGGCCGAGCUCAGCACUUCUUCAUGGUGACGGACCCCAGAAACGUGCUGAUGUCCAGUGAGGUUUUAGAGGAUGCCAGAGUUACUGUGGAGAACUACAGGUUGGGAAUCAUGAAGCCUGGGCUAACAGAAGAUCAACUAUGGAGGGCCAAAUACAUUUAUGACUCUGCUUUCCACCCAGACACAGGAGAGAAAAUGCUUCUAAUCGGACGCAUGUCUGCACAAGUGCCCAUGAACAUGACCAUUACGGGUUGCAUGCUUACCUUUUACAGGACAACCCCAGCAGUGGUGUUUUGGCAGUGGGUAAACCAGUCCUUCAACGCCAUUGUCAACUACACUAACCGCAGUGGAGAUGCGCCAAUCACCGUGAAUCAGCUUGGAGCAGCCUAUGUUAGUGCUACAACUGGAGCUGUAAUAACAGCCCUUGGACUGAAGGCUCUGACCAAGCGCUUGCCAGCUAUUAUUGGGCGUUUUGUUCCAUUUGCUGCAGUGGCAGCAGCAAACUGUAUCAACAUACCCUUCAUGAGACAAAGAGAGCUGAAGUGUGGUAUUCCUGUUACUGAUGCUGAGGGAAAACGUCUCGGAGAAUCAAGUACAGCUGCUCAGCAAGCCAUCGUACAGGUGGUGGUGUCUCGUAUCGGCAUGGCAGUGCCAGCCAUGGCUAUUCCUCCAGUUAUCAUGAAUGCCUUAGAAAAGAAGGCCUUCAUGAAGCGGUUCCCGGUUCUCAAUGCCCCUGUGCAAGUUGGACUUGUUGGACUCUGUCUGGUGUUUGCCACUCCACUGUGCUGUGCUCUGUUCCCACAGAAGAGUCUAUGAAGGUGAGCAGCCUGGAGCCGGAGCUUCAAGAGAGGAUACGACAAAACAAUCCUCACAUCACCACUGUUUAUUUUAACAAGGGUCUGUAAUCAGGUCUAGGUUGCAGCCCAUGUUGAUACCCUCCACUGCACUGGAGGUUAGUGGGCACAACUUGAAGAGUAGAACAUAUUUAUUUUUGUUUUGUUGUUCUGAGUUAUAUAUUUUUGUCAGUUUUACCCAAGUUAUUGUACUAUUCAAAAUGACAAUAUGUAGUGUGAAGGUCAGAACUUGCUGCUGGAUUUAGUUAAAGAUGCUUGAAAGUUAACUGCUGCAUUGCUUUACGCCUCCAUCUAGUGUUGACUGCACACACAUAGACUUAUUUACCAGUAUAUUAAUUUCCAGAUUUGUGGCUCAAACGUCUGACCAACUUCACUCUCCCAUGUGCGUUUUACUAAAGACAGUUACAGAAAUUGGGUUUUCAACUUUAUUCUGCCAGAAGGAGUAUUUCCACCUUUCAUGCUCCACUAUGUGCCUAUUAAGUGCACUUAUGCAGUGAAUGCAGUGUGCAUGCACUCUAUGUACUACAAAAGAAACCCUAAGAUGUGCAAACACUCCUUCAUGAGCACAUCAAUACGCUAAUUAUUGGGUGACUUUUACAGAUAUCACUCCCUGCAGGUCAUACUUCUUUAUUUCUGUUUAAGCCUUAUAGACGUGUGGUUUGAAGUCAUCACAAAUGUCUCCGAGACAUUUGGUGUGUGGAUUGUGGUUUGUGUACUGAAUGGUCAAAAUUAUAUUUAUUGAACUCUUCAAUACUUAUUAUUAGCAUUUGUGAUUUGUAUGAAUAACUUCCCCAAAUAGGACAGAAUGUGUCUGGGCUAAAAGAAAGAAGCACUACAUAUCUCAGGCUGCAAGAGCAAAUGAUAAGAACAGAGUUUCCUCAUGUUUGAUAAAGGAAAAAUGCUUGCUUGGAGUUUGAAGAAAAAGUUGCUUCAUAUGCCCUGCUUUGAUCAUGUAUUACAUCUCAGACAUUUAUAAUUAUGGGAACAACAAUCAGAUUUAUUUAUUGUUGUCAUGGGGUAAUCUAUUAUGUUAUAUACAUACAUACAUACAUACAUACAUACAUACAUACAUACAUACAUACAUACACACACUGUAUAUACGAUGAUGUCAGUCGUAGUGUCUGUAGUAUAUGAUAUAACUAUAAGUAAGUUCAAUAGCCUCUGGUCCUGUAACCUGAGCACAGAAGAUCAAACUUGUUUUCCCUGACGUAUUGUGGUAAUGUUAUGGUUCCUGUUGUUUUUGUGGAUGAAGUUAAACCUUUACAGUGUUUUUUUGCCAUCAGACUCUAACAACACUGUUGUUAAUCUCAUCAUGUCCUCUAAGAGGCGGUAGAGAUCAGUUGUUUUUGAUUUGAGCACUCUCCAUUGUAGGCAAAUAAUUUAGCCUUACAUCGAAGCACAUUAUAUGUUAUGUAAGUAAAGUUGAAAAAGGUAGCCCAGGUGAAAGCAGUCAGUGACUGAUGCUUGCUUUAUUUAAUGCACAAAUUCCCUGUUACUAUGAUGAUAGUACAAGAACAUGUCUAGAUUUGAUAUAGAAGUGUUGGAUAUGUUAUGCAAAUAUGCCUAUUUGAUUGUGAUUUAUACAGAACUGUCUGAUUUCUUCCCAGAAUGUCCUGUUACACAAAGUAUCACAGACUAGUGUCAAGACUUGUUCUUCCUUUCAAAAUGCACAGUGCACCAGCAGAUAAAUCUCAGUUGGUUGUGUAAUGCUCACCAGCAUCACAAUGCUUUAUAAUGAUGCUCAACAUAAUAAACACAGAAUUCCAAACUUAAAUCGACAGACAUUAUACUGUCUGUACUGUCACUGCAUCCUCAAGCACACUGACCCAGCUUACUGUCUGUAAUAGCAGCAAUACAACAAACUAUUUAGCAAAGGUGGUGUUUCAAGAUCUUACAGACAUUUUAUGAUUGUAAAUUGCACUAGACCACUGACAAUGUUUAUUGGAUGUAAACCCAUAAUGUUAUAAUUAACAAUAUUAUGUUAAUGAACCUAAAGUGGUCAUGUAUCAUUUUCUUUAUCAUUAUAAAAUUAUGGUUGUCCAUCAAUUAGUCAUAUAUGGAUAGUAAAAGAUUAAAUCAAAAAUAUAGUCACACCAAAUUCAUUUGGCAUUUUACGAAAAUCAGACCACGCCAAAGAAAAUUAAGACUGGCUGCAUAAAACGCUUGAUGCUUAGAGCACAUAUUGAUAAGUCUCCUAUAGUGUGGAAAGUGCAGACAAAUGCAAGUGUAAUAAUUUUUGUGAUGUAACGUGCAUAUAAAUGUUGCACCAGGAAGACCCACUUCAGCACAAUUAUUAUGGUUAUUAUUGGUGCUUAUUGUUUUAUUUUUCCAACAUUUUAUAUUGUUUUGUUACAUCCUUGUGUAUUUUAUCUGGUACAGUGUAAUAAAGAUAUUAAACUAUG